CCCCUUCCCGGCCAGACUCUGGCCUCCCCCGGCAGCCCCCGCAGCAGCAGCAGGAGGAGGAGGAGGGGGAGGAGAACGGAGCUGAGCGGCCGGCCAGAGGAGUCCGACCACGGAGCCGGGGCCGCUGCUGCCCCCUUACAGCAGCAGCAGCACCUCUCUGCCCCCCUGUCCUUCUUCCCCACCCCCCGGCUCCCCGACAUGACUGCCAUCAUCAAGGAGUUCGUCAGCAGGAACAAAAGGCGAUACCAGGAGGAUGGCUUCGACUUGGACUUAACCUAUAUUUAUCCAAACAUAAUAGCAAUGGGUUUUCCUGCAGAAAGGCUUGAAGGUGUAUACAGAAAUAAUAUAGAUGAUGUAGUGAGGUUUUUGGACUCCAAGCAUAAAAACCAUUACAAGAUCUACAAUCUAUGUGCGGAAAGGCAUUACGAUACCAACAAAUUUAGCUGCAGAGUUGCACAGUACCCUUUUGAGGACCAUAAUCCACCACAACUAGAGCUAAUCAAACCAUUUUGUGAAGAUCUUGACCAAUGGCUAAGUGAAAAUGACAAUGUAGCAGCAAUACACUGUAAAGCUGGCAAAGGGCGUACAGGGGUCAUGAUAUGUGCAUACUUACUACACAGACGUAAAUUUCUAAAAGCACAGGAAGCCCUAGAUUUUUAUGGGGAAGUACGGACCAGAGAUAAAAAGGGUGUGACUAUUCCGAGUCAAAGGCGCUAUGUAUAUUACUACAGCUACUUGUUAAAGAACAAUUUGGAUUACAGACCAGUGGCACUGCUGUUUCACAAGAUGAUGUUUGAAACAAUUCCAAUGUAUAGUGGCGGAACAUGCAAUGCUCAGUUUGUCAUUUACCAGCUGAAGGUUAAGAUAUUCACAUCAUCUACAGGACCCACUAGACGAGAGGAGAAGCACAUGUAUUUUGAUUUUCCCCAACCACUUCCUGUGUGUGGGGAUAUCAAGGUAGAAUUUUUCCACAAACAGAACAAGAUGAUGAAAAAGGAAAAAAUGUUCCAUUUUUGGAUUAAUACGUUCUUCAUACCAGGGCCUGAAGAAUAUUCUGAAAAAGUUGAAAAUGGAACCUUAGUUGGCGAGAAUGAACUUGAUGGGAUAUACAGCACAGAACAUUCAGACAACGACAAGGAAUAUCUCACUCUUACUUUAACAAAAAAUGACCUAGACAAAGCUAACAAAGAUAAGGCCAACAAAAACUUCUCUCCAAACUUCAAGGUGAAGCUUUUUUUCACAAAAACCGUAGAGGAAUCCUCAAAUUCAGAGGCCAGCAGUUCAACUUCUGUAACACCGGAUGUUAGUGACAAUGAACCUGAUCAUUAUCGAUAUUCUGACACCACUGACUCUGAUCCAGAGAAUGAACCUUUUGAUGAAGAUCAGAUUACACAGAUUACAAAAGUCUAAAUAUGUUUCGUGUUUUUUCAUUUCCCCCCCUCCCCCAUUUUUUUUAAUUUUCUUUUUUUAAGCGAGGGAAAUAAAACCACAGAGAAAGACACACUUGAAUAAACUGAUAAAAGGACAUUUUUUAAAAUGGCAAAUUACAUUGUGUCAGGCUACCAGAUAUAGGAGCAUUUUUUUUUCCUUGACCAAUAUUAUUUUGCCCACCAGGGUGUUGU
This is a messenger RNA of Pelobates fuscus (common spadefoot toad), 1622 nucleotides long. RefSeq names its product phosphatase and tensin homolog (gene PTEN). Gene Ontology annotation, cellular component: cytosol; cell projection; nucleus. The transcript is spliced from 9 exons. The record is from RefSeq and is a predicted model, not a curated record. NCBI's taxonomy places the organism in Eukaryota, Metazoa, Chordata, Amphibia, Anura, Pelobatidae. Gene Ontology annotation, biological process: regulation of phosphatidylinositol 3-kinase/protein kinase B signal transduction; phosphatidylinositol 3-kinase/protein kinase B signal transduction; protein dephosphorylation. The coding region runs from base 199 to 1410 and encodes 403 amino acids. Gene Ontology annotation, molecular function: protein tyrosine/serine/threonine phosphatase activity; phosphatidylinositol-3,4-bisphosphate 3-phosphatase activity; protein tyrosine phosphatase activity.